Molecule: messenger RNA, 1710 nt
Organism: Scaptodrosophila lebanonensis
Lineage: Eukaryota; Metazoa; Arthropoda; Insecta; Diptera; Drosophilidae
Gene: Cyp12b2
Product: cytochrome P450 12b1, mitochondrial
Exons: 6
Coding region: 22-1635 (537 amino acids)
Molecular function (GO): iron ion binding; monooxygenase activity; oxidoreductase activity, acting on paired donors, with incorporation or reduction of molecular oxygen
Source: RefSeq, a predicted model, not a curated record
AGUAGUAAUAAGUUUUCGAAUAUGUGGCAAAAACAACGACUAAAUAUGUGUGUCAAAAAGUGUUGUCAUCAUCAGCUGUUUAUUACUCGACAGCUGAGUGGCGCUGCAGUAGAAAGGCAGGAGCUCAGCCAGAAGGUAAUGGACGAAACCGAGCCAGCUCCUGCACGAAUCGAUGAGGAAUGGUUGCAGGCUAAGCCGUAUGCUGAAAUUCCAGGACCUAGUGUUAUGCGCACUAUAUCCUACUUCUUACCUGGCGGAAAACUUUACAACACAAACCUAAUUGAGUUAAAUCGUCGUAUGCGUGAGUGGUAUGGUGAUAUAUAUCGCAUGCCUGGCAUGAUGGGAAAACCGGAUGUUGUGUUCACAUACAAUCCGAAUGAUUUCGAGGUAACUUAUCGCAAUGAGGGCCUGUGGCCCAUACGCAUUGGCUUGGAGAGCUUCACCUUUUAUCGCAAGGUUCAUCGUCCGGAUGUUUUUGGCGGCAUCGGCGGACUGGUCUCGGAACAAGGUAAGGCAUGGGCCGACAUACGCAACAAGGUGAAUCCCGUGCUGAUGAAGGUGUCGAAUGUACGCCAGAACUUGCCACAGAUCGAUCAAAUUGCUCAGGACUUUAUAGAGAAACUAGGGACCUUGCUCGAUUCACAGACGCAUACAAUUAGUGGGGACUUUCACGAAGAACUGAAAAUGUGGGCUUUUGAGUCCAUUAGCUAUGUGGCACUCAAUAGCCGCAUGGGCUUGCUGUCUGACCAACCAGAUGCUAAUGCUGCUCGUCUAGCUCAGCAUAUGACCGAGUUUUUCGACUACAGCUUCAAAUACGAUGUACAGCCAUCUAUUUGGCCCUAUUACAAGACGAAUGGAUUCAAAAAGUUUCUGCAAACCUAUGACAAAAUCACGGAGAUCACAACGAACUACAUCGAAGCGGCCAUUCAGAAUUUCGAAACAGAGGACAAUGCGAAGCCGAAAAGUGUUUUGGAACAACUACUGCGUCUUAAUAAACAGAUUGCUGUGGUUAUGGUCAUGGAUAUGCUAAUGGCAGGCCUCGAUACGACCUCAUCAGCGUUUGUCACCAUUUUGUACCAUUUAGCGUGUAACCCCGUGAAGCAGGAGCGGCUUCGUCGUGAAUUAAACGAAAUUCUGCCCAAUCCCAACAAUGCUCUGACCAAUGAGAACACCAAAAAUAUGCCCUAUUUACGCGCUUGCAUCAAGGAGGGACUGCGCAUUACGUCCAUCACACCCGGAAACUUUCGCAUCACCACAAAGGAUCUGGUGCUGUCCGGGUACCGUGUGCCUCGGGGAACUGGUGUGCUCAUGGGUGUGCUGGCCCUUUCAAAUAGCGACCAAUACUUUCGACACAGCGCCGACUUCAUGCCAGAGCGUUGGCUGAAGGCAGGCAGCAGCGCCGAUGCCUGCCCUGAGGCCCGCUCCAGUAACCCCUUCGUCUAUUUACCCUUCGGCUUCGGACCCCGAACCUGCAUUGGCAAGCGUAUCGCGGAGCUGGAAAUCGAAACCCUACUGAUUCGUUUGCUGCGACAAUAUAGAGUACGCUGGCUGGGAGAUCAGCCCCUGCAGUACGCGAGCACCAUUAUCUUGGCGCCGCAAGGCAACAUUCAGUUUAGUUUCGAACCGAUCGCUUAGCCAAAAGGUUAUCAAAUUAUUAUAAUAUACGAGUACGUAGUAUUAUGAUUUAUUAAAUUCAGCAGAACUGAAAAA